CCCUCGGGAGCCUGGCGCCGCUGCACUAUGAGUUCAGCAGGAGGUGGCUCGGCCCUGCGGGUCCAUGCGGUCCGGUUCGGCCCGGGUCAGGAGCUGAUGGGCUCUCUGCAGGCCUUCGUGGAGGAGCGGCGGCUGCGAGCGCCGUUCAUCAUCACCUGCGUGGGCAGCGUCACCAAGGCAACGCUCCGCCUGGCCAACGCCACGGCCACCAACACCGACGAGGUGAUCCACCUCAGCGGGCGGUUCGAGAUCGUGUCCCUGGUCGGGACCCUGAACCGGGACGCCCACGUCCACGUGUGCCUGGCGGACGGCGAGGGCCGGACGGUCGGCGGUCACGUGCUCGGAGGCCUGGAGGUGUUCACCACGGCGGAGGUGGUGGUCGGCGAGGGGGCGGAGCUUCAGUUCACCAGGGAGCCGGACGAGAGGACGGGCUUCCCCGAGCUGGUGGUGCACCAAGCCCACGGUUGAAGGAGUACAUAUAUAUAUAUAUAUAUAUAUAUAUAUUUAAGUGUCUUUGUGUAUUUAGAAAAGCACUCUAAAAGUUUGUAUUAAUAUUAUUAUUAUUAUAUAUAUAUUAUAUAUAAAUAUUAUUUAUAUAUUAUAUUAUAUAUUUUAAUGAUAUAUAUAUAUAUUAUCAUCUCGUAAAAGGUACCCAUUAAAUAAAAGAGCUAACAUGUUA
This is a messenger RNA of Pseudoliparis swirei, 679 nucleotides long. Its product is annotated as bifunctional protein GlmU-like. Bases 28 to 468 code for a protein of 146 amino acids. The transcript has 3 exons. NCBI's taxonomy places the organism in Eukaryota, Metazoa, Chordata, Actinopteri, Perciformes, Liparidae. The record is from RefSeq and is a predicted model, not a curated record.